GAUUCUCGAUGUCAAUUGAGUUCGAUAAUUGCAAAUGGUCGUUUAAUAACAGAUGAUUGAACGCAUUCUGCGGCGCGGUCUAGCAUUUAUCUGUCAAAACUGGUGACGGCCGGCCGAUCGGCGAUGAGCCGGCAUUCGCGUGCCUGUUGAUUGUUUCGUGCUAAAGUUUUAGGUUAUCUACGUGAAUAUUUUAAUAAAUUACGUGUGUGUAUAUUUGUGCGUUUAACAUUACAUUUUUCGAGUGGCACAAACGCGUCGAUCGUAAAUAUUCUUUAAAUAAUUGCGUCCAUUAUUAUGUGACCGUGAAUUGGGAACGAACACGUAGAGAGAAAGACAAAGAGAGAGCGACAACACGAGAAGGAAAAAACAAAGGAAAAUGCAAAACAUUAGAGUCUAUGUUUUCUGUUAUCUCAUCGUGGCAAUACUUUUUCUCACGCCAUUCAAUUACGCUUCAGAUUUUUCUGCAGGAAAUGUCACAAAUCAAACCAAACAAUGCGAUACCCAAAAGAUGGAGAAUCAAUGCAAUGAAAAUGAAAGAUGCUUUCAAAAUUCGAAAGGAGAAAAAGCAUAUUGCAAAUGCAAGAUAGGUUACGAUCUGGAGAAAGGCCGAUGCGUCCAGGUUACAAUUACUACGGUUGCUAGUGUAACUGAUCAACCAAACGUCAUGGCCAAUUCAGGAGGUAGUUCUGUAGCCGCUGGCUUGUUAAUACCAACUUUUCUCGUAGUAAUGAGCGUAUUACUGUAUUUUGUCGCGAGGCGAUAUAAAUGGUUACAACGAGUUCGACAGCUUCGUCCAAACCAUUAUGGUAAUGUCCUAGUCACAAGAGACGACGAUGACGAUGACGAUCCACCUAUAGCGUAAGCAGACAUCUAAUAAUAAUAAUAAUGGAAUAAUUAAUAUGUUUGCCGUGUACAAAGUGCGAAAGUUUUUAUCAGAAAUAUGAACUUUAACACGUGAAACGCUCAGUUACACAAUUCAUAAUUUUAAAGCGACACAAGCUUUGAGUUACCGCUGCGCGUAAACGGAUCGUCUUACCGAAUAACCGCAAGAAAC
Messenger RNA from Apis dorsata (giant honeybee), 1054 nucleotides. RefSeq lists its product as uncharacterized. The record is from RefSeq and is a predicted model, not a curated record. The coding region runs from base 377 to 862 and encodes 161 amino acids. Lineage: Eukaryota; Metazoa; Arthropoda; Insecta; Hymenoptera; Apidae. The transcript has 3 exons.